UUUUUUUGUUUUUUUUGUCGCAAUCUAUCUAUGUACAUAGUACGAACGUAACAAUUACGACUAUUUCAAUUAAAAGAAUCGCACGUCAUUUUUAGUACUUGCCAAUUAUGUUAGUGCUUACUAGUGUGUCGACCAAGGCUGACAAUUUCUCAUAAUAAAGACAAAUUUCAUUACUUGCAUUGUUAAUAGUUUAAUUAAUUUUUUAAAUAUACAAUAUAUAUAAUAAACUUCUACUUCAUUAUCAUAACUAUUGACUUUGGGAAGGAUUUGCGUAGCGAUCAUGCUCGCAUACAUAAAUAGAAGCUACCGGUAGAUACACCUUUGACUAUACGUGUACAUUGCUAGCCAGUGAUAGAAGCGAUCUAUUCGAGGAAUGAAGUAAUGUCAUCGCCAAAAGGAUGCCAAUUAGUACUGUGUAUGCUCGUUGAAUCAGACUGACGGAAGUGAUCUUACAUAAAAACGCAAAUUUUUCCCAUCUUACGAUGUCCUUUGUACUUCUUUUUCACUGAUGUUGGUCAGUGAAAGUGAUUGUAGUCAAUGAUCAACGAUAACGAUGACGUUCAUAAAUAUUCAACCGUUCAAAUAAAAUAUAUUCUGCGAUUCAUCUUUUCCUUUUUAUGUAAAAAAGAUAACAUGAGAGACUUUACUUUCACAAUAUACAGUAGCUAUGUACUUACGUAUAUAUAUAUAUAUAUAUAUUCGAGUUAAUACCUUCUAGGAUUGCGCAAGACGAUAUGCAACGCAAUAACGCACCGUGGCAGAAAUUCACAUGAAUAUAAGAUACUUAGCAAUUGUCUUUCGGAUCGGAAAAAAGAAUCGACACUAAAUAUUAAAACAAAAGAUCAUCUCUUUUUCUCGAAAAAAUACAAAAAGAAUAAUAGUAUAUAAACAACGAUUAAAAGAACGACUGAGAAAGCAGGUGUAGAAGAACGAUGAGAAAUAAAUGAAGGUGGAACACAGGUGCAAUCGCAGGUAGUUGUUUUACUCGUAUCUAUUCGCUCACAGCGUGCUCAGUCGAGCUUGCAGAAGCAACGGAAGUGGGAAAAGGGAGAAGGGACAUCCAGGAUGUCCGAAGAGUUGCGCACGCAACAUUUAGGGACGCUGUCACACGGAGAGUAUACUAUGCAAACCGAAGAGGAAACUCAGUAUGCUCCAAGGAGCCGACCUGUCAGCUUUUAUGAUAAUUUUAAGGACGUACAAGUUAUGCCAACAUGUGUGACCUCUGCGAUGAGUGUUGGUAAUUUGAGUCAGGUUCGAGAAAACGAUACUACUUCAUCGAGCAUACCACAAAGUAGUAACAAUAAUAAUAAUAAUAAUAGGGUGAGCAGUGCGAUGAGUGCUGGUAACGUUUCCAAGAUUCAGAUUGUUAGAGUUACAGGUGCUCUUUCGAUGGGUAAUAUUGGUAAAACAUAUCGAACGGAUAAAACCGAUAAAGAACUUGGACGAGCUCCUUCGAUGGCCAAUUGUUUGUCAACCACAGUUCCCGUUAAUCUAGCUGCUUCGCAAAUAGCAGGUCGACACACACCCACCAGAAAUUCCCUCAGGCACAGCAGAAUGAUCGUGCUGAAUCGAAGUGGGCAGAGAGCACAAAAAUUCUUACCACCAUUAGUUUAUCAUCGACAAUUGGCUAGGUGUUUGGCAGCAUUACAGACCAUUCUUGGGAUUGCAAUUACUUCAUUGUCGUUAUGGUUGUUAUUGUGGGCUCCAAAUUUACCUAUAGCUGAUAAUCCAUAUUGGAGUGGAAUGCCUUUAUUACUUUCUGGAAGUUUCGGCGUGUGUUUGCUUUGUUGCUUCAAGAAAGAGUAUCCAGGUAUGAAUCCUGGUUUCUGCUUAACAUUGACGAAGACAAUCAGUACUUUACUUGCAAUUUCGGCAUCUGUGGCGUGUAUCCUGGCAUGCAUCUCAGCAACUAUGCAUCUGGCACAUCUUAUGAGGCUAGAAUGUACACCAGCACGUGUCCUCAACGCCACGUGUGUUUGUAGGCCACGAGAACAAACAAAUGUUACGGCUAGCGAAGCAUCGGUCAAAUAUAUGGAUUUGAACUGUCCCGAAGUUGAGAGUAUUUUAACAAUACUUCUCAUCUUUUCUUCAACGUGUAAUGCUUUUGGUGCUAUCAUCGCUGGAUGGUAUAGUUAUCUUCAUUGGAGUACUCGACGAAAGAGACCAAAAUAUGUACCUGUUAGAACGAGGACAUUCGAUUCGACUAGGUGAUAUCCGAUUAAAUUUCAAACAAUUUUUCACCAAAGUAUUCGACGAAAAAUUGUGACGUAGAGAAAGGGACCAAUCUGCGUAUUUUUUAAUCGAGAAGAAUUACGAGUAAUCAAAAUAUUCAAUGCAAACGAUUCAGAAAAGUACAAUGGCUAUUAAAACAUUUCUUGAAUCGUUAUCGUUAUUGUCAUCGACGUACGACGCACAUGUGUACAUAAAGUACAGUAUUUAUUUAGAAAUUUCUAAUACGUUCCAUAGUACGUAUGGAAUAUCUUAAGUGCGCAUAUGUACGCAAAUACAAAUUUAUUUGUGCUCGUAUUUUUGAUCGAAAGGAAGUUUCAUCGAUUAGUUAAAUUUAUUUACGCGCACGUAUUUAUUACAUCGAAAGAACAGAACGAAAGACUUCUACUCUAUACCUCAGCGUAUUAGAUUUUAAUACAUACUUCGACACUUGCAAGCGCAUAAGCUAACAUAUUUUACGUAUAUAUUUUAUAGUUGAAGAAAAUUACGUGGGUUAUGGGACGAAAUAAGUUAUUGUCAGUAUUAAUAUUAUUUUAAUCAAAAUUGUGCCCAUGUUAAUUCAAUUUAAGAUUGAUGAUCAUAUUGAUAACUUUAUAAUAAUAGAUUACAUUCCUUCUUUGUGAUCA
Messenger RNA from Vespa velutina, 2855 nucleotides. RefSeq lists its product as uncharacterized. Gene Ontology annotation, cellular component: sarcolemma; dystrophin-associated glycoprotein complex. NCBI's taxonomy places the organism in Eukaryota, Metazoa, Arthropoda, Insecta, Hymenoptera, Vespidae. The transcript is spliced from 7 exons. The coding region runs from base 1066 to 2211 and encodes 381 amino acids. The record is from RefSeq and is a predicted model, not a curated record.